This is a messenger RNA of Syngnathoides biaculeatus (alligator pipefish), 5913 nucleotides long. RefSeq names its product neuropilin 2a (gene nrp2a). Lineage: Eukaryota; Metazoa; Chordata; Actinopteri; Syngnathiformes; Syngnathidae. Gene Ontology annotation, molecular function: vascular endothelial growth factor receptor activity; semaphorin receptor activity. The transcript has 18 exons. Gene Ontology annotation, biological process: angiogenesis; vascular endothelial growth factor signaling pathway; axon guidance. Bases 550 to 3294 code for a protein of 914 amino acids. The record is from RefSeq and is a predicted model, not a curated record. Gene Ontology annotation, cellular component: membrane.
UUACGCACACAAGAACCACGCUGUGGAAACGAGCUGAUUUCAGAUUCAGCCGCUGGUGGAGACGCACACAGAUUCUCCUCCGUGCUGGAUUAAAGUGUGACACUGCCGCAGACCUUCCCUCUUGAUGACAGACGACCUCCGUGAGCGGAACAGAAAGGCGAUCCCCGGAGCCUGGCUGCACCCUCCGCAGAUCUUCUUGACGUCCACACGUCGAGAGUCAACCACACGACUCCUAUCGACACCCCCACCCCCCACCACGCACACACACCCUUAUUUUUGUUUUGUUUUUGUUUUGGGUUUUUGUUUGGGGACUUUAACAUUUUUGCCGUUGAAUUUGCUGCUGGGUCACCGACUUUGGCAUGAGCCAAAUUAAAGAUCUUUUUAUGUUUUGUGACAUGUAGUAGUCACGUUGCCCAAUCGACGGUGACUCAAUCCAUGCCGUGGAAUUCUUGAACUCAUUCCUGUUUAAUCCCAAAGUGAUGUGAAGCGCUUUUUCGCUUCUACGAGUGGGAAGAUUGGUGGGGAAAAACUGACAUUGCAUCGUCCAAGAUGGAUUUUGUGUGCUCACUGCUGGGAUGCUUAUUGGCAUUUUGUCAUGUGGCGCUGCAUGUAAGAGGAGAAGACGCAGUAUCUGAGUGUAGGGGUAUUUUCGAUGCCAGCAUGGCCGGAUACAUUACCUCUCCCGGAUACCCUCUGGAAUACCCGCCUCAUCAGAAUUGCCAAUGGGUCAUCACAGCUCCAGAACCCUCGCAGCGCAUCGUCCUCAAUUUCAACCCACACUUUGAGAUCGAGAGGCUGGAUUGCAAGUACGACUUCAUUGAGAUCCGAGACGGGACUUCUGAAAAUGCAGACGUCUUGGGUCGGCACUGCAGCAACAUAGCCCCACCACCAAUCAUAUCAUCGGGUCCUUCUCUCCAGAUACGAUUUGUGUCUGACUACGCCCACCAAGGAGCGGGCUUCUCUCUGCGCUACGAAAUCUUUAAAACAGGGUCAGAAUUCUGCUUCCGCAAUUUCACCAGCAGCUCCGGAAUGAUCGAGUCACCGGGUUUCCCUGAUAAAUACCCCCACAAUCUGGAGUGCUCGUACAUGAUCAUUGCUCCAGCCCACAUGGACAUCAGCCUCACGUUCCUGACAUUUGAUCUGGAGAACGACCCCCUGUUGGUGGGAGAGGGUGACUGCAAAUACGACUGGUUGGACGUGUGGGACGGCCUGCCCCAAGUGUCUCCGCUGAUCGGACGAUACUGCGGUACAAAGAUCCCUCCAGAGAUUCAGUCAUCAUCUGGGCUGCUCUCCCUUUCUUUCCACACGGACAUGGCAGUGGCCAAAGAUGGCUUCUCUGCCCGAUACAACAUGACUCGCAAAGAAGUCAGCGGCUCAUUUCACUGUAGCCUGCCACUCGGCUUGGAAUCGGGGAAGAUCAGUGACGAUCAGAUAAGUGCCUCCACAACCUUCUACGACAACCGCUGGUUGCCCCGCCAAGCUCGCCUCAACAACCACGACAAUGCCUGGACGCCCUCAGAGGACAGCAACAAAGAGUACAUUCAGGUUGACCUCCACUUCCUCAAGGUGCUGACGGGCAUCGCCACCCAGGGGGCCGUUUCCAAAGAGACCCAAAAGUCUUAUUAUGUCACCACCUUCAAGCUGGAGGUCAGCACCAAUGGGGAGGACUGGAUGAUCUAUCGGCAUGGCAAGAACCACAAGGUUUUCCAUGCCAAUACAGACCCAGCCGAGGUGGUGCUCAAUCGCGUACCGCAGCCCGUUUUGGUGCGGUUUGUGCGUAUCCGACCACAAACGUGGCGUAAUGGCAUUGCUCUGCGCUUUGAGCUCUACGGAUGCCAAAUUACAGAUGCUCCGUGUUCCAGCAUGCAGGGCCUGCUGUCCGGUCUUCUGCCUGACAACCAGAUCUCGGCCUCCUCUAGCAGGGACAUGGUCUGGAACCCCAGUUCAGCCCGGUUAGUGGCCAGUCGCUCUGGCUGGUUCCCUGCACCGUCACAGCCUCUUGCUGGAGAAGAGUGGCUUCAGGUUGACCUGGGUGUGCCUAAAACAGUGCGGGGAGUGAUCACCCAGGGAGCAAGGGGAGGAGAUGCAGCAAGUGGAGGAACCACAGAGAACCGGGCUUUUAUCCGGAAGUACAAAGUUGCUUAUAGCAUCAAUGGAAAAGAAUGGAAUUUCAUCAUGGACAGAAAGACCAGCCAGUCCAAGAUUUUUGAGGGUAACACACAUUAUGACACUCCAGAGCUGCGUCAUUUUGAGGAGACGGUUGCUCAGUACAUUAGACUUUACCCUGAGCGGUGGUCUCCGGCAGGCAUUGGGAUGAGAGUGGAGAUACUGGGCUGUGACCUUCCAGAAAUUACCACACUAGCAGAUACAACCAUGGCCACAGUUCCUGCUCAGACCACCACUCCCAUGGCAUCCACCACAGUGGUCACCGCUCCACCAGCAGAAGGCAUGUGUGACUUUGAUUAUGGUCUGUGUGGAUGGAUGCAUGACCCUAGUGCCCCCCUCCUCUGGUCCAUGCACAGUGAUGAGCUCAACAGUCAUCUGUAUAUUGAAGCCAGCCCAAAGAGAGAGCAGCAGCAAGCCCGCCUCCUGAGCCCCCUGGUGGCAGCUGAUACCGGGCCUGUCUGCCUCCUCUUUUCCUACCAAAUGUGGGGGGGGGGACGGGGGCACCUCAGAGUCCUGCUGCGGGAUUCCCACAAUGAGGAAACCAUCCUAUGGUCUCUGAAAGAUGACCAAGGCCCAGUCUGGAAGGAGGGCCGCACUAUCCUGCCUCGUUCACCUAAAGACUACCAGGUUGUGAUGGAGGGCUCCUUCACGCACAGCACUAGAGGACAGGUCUGGAUUGACAACAUCCACAUGAGCUCCAGCACACCACUGGAGGAGUGCACACAACCCAUCAACGCCAUCUCUCCAGAUAUGACCGCAGUCAAGACACCUAAUCAGUUUGGAGAUGUGCAGCUCGUGAGUGGCAGAGAACCACUAGGUGGAGGUUUACACUUUCCAGAAUGGAACACAGCGUUGCCAUCAUUGGAACCGCCGGUGACUCCAGCCUCAGAGAAGGACAGUUCAUGGCUGUACACGUUGGACCCCAUUCUUGUCACGAUCAUUGUGAUGAGUUCUCUGGGUGUCCUACUUGGUGCAGUGUGUGCAGGUCUCCUCUUAUACUGUACCUGCUCCUACAGUGGUCUGUCCUCACGUUCCUCCACCACACUGGAGAACUACAACUUUGAACUCUACGACGGCCUCAAGCAUAAGGUCAAACUGAACCAGCAGCGCUGCUGCACUGAGGCAUGAGGAGGAAGAGAGACAAAACAAUGUUUUUUUGAAAGCCACUCACGAUUGUCUUCAUUUUCUCCUAGCUUCACCAUCGUGUCAGCUGUCUUCCUCAAGGAAACGGAUCCCUGGACACAUGAACAAGUUUGCCACAUAUUUGCUCGAGAGAGCGAUCCUUUUCCUGUUGGAAUAAUGGCACAGUCAAAUAUUUUUUGGUGAAAGCAACAAUUCCAAGGACUCACACAUCGAAAUAUCUACACAUAUCACUUCCUGCCCCACUAAAAGUGAAAUGUUUCUAAAUGAUCGUCAUAGAUUUGUAAGAGUUAUAGUUUUGGAAGUGCACAUACCAAGUGAAAAUAUUGUGUUGGAAAGGUGGUAGGUUAGGAACUUGCUUAGCAAACAUCAUUUUUGGUUCACACAUGUGAACAUGUUGGCCCAGAACCUAGCUUCUCUUGUCUGACCUGUUGACUUUUUUUUCCAUUGUGGACACUUCUCCUCAUUGGGCUUGCCCUGCGCCCUGGUAUUUUUAGUUACUAAUAUCCCACAACUUUGUAUUUCUGCACUCGGUCUCCUUCUGUUUAAUGUUUCUGUUUUGGCCCAUGGCCAAUUAGUGAUUAGCUGAUAAGAGGUUAAGAAAGUGGCUGGUGUGAAGGUUGGUGAGGCGUUUUUUUUUUUUUUUAAUGACAUGGGGAGUUAUAGUCAUUGGAGAAAAGGUAAUGUUUUCUUUGUACUUAAUGGAGAAAGGUCUAGGAGUUUUUGUGGGUGCAUCCUAUGGAUUGCUGCUGAGGGCAGGGACCGACGACUGUGGAGGAGAGACAAAACAAGGAGAAGCGGACAUGGGCCGUGAGUGAAAGAACGUCAAGCACUCCACGCGUCAAUAUGUUCCAACUCUGUGCCAAAGACGAGACGCAAACGUGCAGCCAGAAAGUUCUCGUCUCAUUGGCAUGACAACACGCCACUGGACACACAUGAAGCCUUAACCUGGAAAAAAAUCAAGCGGACAUACUGAGGAGACACCAAGGUGAGAGCAUAUCCCACUUUGGCGCAGAAAAGCCAUAUGAAGGACCUAUCCCACCACGAUCUUGAACAUUCAAUGCACAAACCUGACUCAACCGCAUGACCAAUGAUGGUUUGUUUUAUUAUGUUGUCUAUGUUUUUCUCUAACAUGUACAGCAGGCGGCACGUUGGGACAUCAGCCUCACAGUUCUGUUGACCGGGGGUUCAAAUCCCAGGCCCGCCUGUGUGGACUUUACAUGUUCUCCCCAUGCCUGCGUGGGUUUUUCUCCGAGCACUCUGGUUUCCUCCCACAUUCCAAAAACAUACAUUCAUUGGAAACUCUAAAUUGCGCCGAGGUAUGAUUGUGAGUGCGACUGUUGUUUGUCUCUAUGCACCCUGCAAUUGGCUGGCAACCAGUUCAGGGUGUACCCUGCCUUUUGCCCAAUGAUAGAUUGGAUAGGCUCCAGUAGUCCUGCGACACUUGUGAGGAUGCGUGGCUCAGAAAAUGGAUGGACUGAUGUUCAGAACUCAUAAAGCAAGGUGAGCAUUCUUUGAAAACACCCUGCACAUAAAUGGACUAAGUGUUGAAACGGGAGAAGGAGAGAAAAUAUUGAUUUUGCAGUGAUGCUACUUUCAAAAUUUCAAAAGAUUUUGCAGCCCUAGCUACUCGUGAGUUUGCAAAUGGAACACAUUUCAAUGUGCAAAUUCCCAGGCUAUAUCGUGGCGCAAAUUGUUUUUGAGUUUUAUCCUUCUGAAGGACUGAAUAUGCCCUGCUUUGCUGCGCAGUAAAGGGGCACGGAGUUCAAUUCCUAUGAUACUGACGUAACAGAAUUUUGAUAUCAGUCAGAACACUGUGGUGUAACACGAAUGUUGUAGUAGUCAUAAUUACAGAAACUAUAUGAAAAACACUUUUAGGCCAUUAAUUGUAAAAUAUAAUGAAAAUAAAUGGAAAAACUGAAGUAGCCCACGGUGAUAAGAGAACAGACCUUCUAGUAUUUAGAGCACAACCAUCAUCAGUCAAAACAAAUGUUUCUUAAAUAUUUAUGGGUGUUGCAUCCCAGCUUGGGAACCUCAUAGAUUGAACCAGCUGUAAAAUACAAAUCAUCAACGUCUUCAUUGUCAUCCUUAACGCAAAGCUGAUUUCUCAUCAAGUUUCGCUGUUAAGUACACUGACUUGAGUGUGAAUUCCAGUACCUUUAUGUAUUUUUGAAAAAUAGCGUCUUUACACGUUUUGCUGAUGUUUUUGGCAUAUAAGCCCAUCAAAAACUUUAACUAAGAUGCCUGAGGUGUGUAUUUGAGCCUGGAGAAAGUAUGAAGAAACAUCCCUACCAUACGGUCCACAUUUUGUAUACAGUCAACAUUGCAUCUGUAUCGAACAGACACACGCCCACACAAACUAGUCCUCUCCUGAGGCUAACUUCUCUGGACCACAUUGACUCUCUUCAAAGUGCCUUGGAGCCAGUUCCAGACAGUCACAUGACACUGAGAGUGACCAUGUUAGCAUCCCUUUUGACUUAGGGGGACCAAACACAUUUGAAAACAAGACCUCCUCUUGCACUGCUUGGACUGCUGCUGCUGUUGCUGUUAUUUUAAAGGGGUGUUUGUACAGAAAUGCGCUUUUUAUGAUUGUUUUGAUUGUUGUUA